Paramecium octaurelia is the source of this 1444-nucleotide messenger RNA. The record is from the annotation of a GenBank genome assembly. NCBI's taxonomy places the organism in Eukaryota, Ciliophora, Oligohymenophorea, Peniculida, Parameciidae.
AUGUAUUUUUAUUUAUUGUUUAUUUUCAUUCACUCAAAAGGUUUUGAAUUGUUUAUUGAAAAGGAUAAAUAAUACUUGAUUGCAAAUGAGAAGAAAAUUGAUACACUAUUUAAAAUGGAAUUUUUGGAGCAAACUUAAUGUCAUCCUGCAAAAUUAUAUUUAGAAAAAUCAAAUGAAAGACAUAGUAAAUUUGUAUUCCUCAAUAAUCAAUAAGAACAGAUUUCUAUUACAAUAAAUCCUUUAGUUUUUGAUGCAGAUGUAUUGAAUAUUUCGUAAAAUUCCAAAAAAUAAAAAUUUUAAAUAGAGCCAAAUUAACAAGAAUAAUUUAUAAUGACGUAUGAAUGUCAGCCGUAAAAAGAUUAAAUUUCAUGGAGUUUAAUAAUACUUAAUUUUACAGUAUUUGUAGAUUAAAAUAAUUCUCAAUCCUAUUCAAUUUAAUUCUACAAGCAAUGCCAACAGACAGAAUAAUACUUACAUCCAUUAAUAAUGUUAUUAAUUUUAGCAGUUUCAUUAAUAAUAAUUGGCACAAAUUAUGGAUUAUAAGAAAUUAGAAUUAUUGAAUCAAUAAAGACUGAAGAAUUCAACGCAAAGACAUCCAUGUUAUUUAUUUUAUCUGCAAGUAUUUUGUUAUUUUGUCUAUAUAAAUUUCCAACUAUUGGAUAAAUGUAAAAAAAGUAUAUAAUAUAUUAGAGUUUUGAGUAUAGUGAUAUUUUUUAUGGCAAUCCUAAGUAUUUAAAUAAUAAUAGAAGAUUAGUUGCAAAAGUUCUUGAAAAAAUAUUUAUUGCUAAAGAUUAUUUCAUAUUUGAUAAGCUUAUUUAUUGUAUUCUCGUAUUUUUAAACUAAAAAUUGGAUAAUAAAUAAUAUAGUAGCAUUUCUAAUUACGCUUUUGAUGUUCAAAGUAAUAAUUUCAAAUAUCAUUGAGAUAAUUGAAGUUGAUAGCUUUAAAACCUCUACAAUCUUAUUAAGUCUAGCUUUCUUUUAUGAUAUAUUUUGAGUGUUCAUAAGUCCAGUAUUUUUUGGAACAUCUGUUAUGGCAUAAGUAGCCACAUCCAUAGAUUUACCAAUGAAAUUUAUAUGCCCUCCUUUGAUGAAAUCAUAUAAUUCUCCUUUAAUGAAAUGCUCCAUACUUGGCUUAGGUGAUAUUCUAUUACCAGGAAUAGUGAUCAAAUACAUUCUAAAAUUUGAAAACAUUUUAAACAAAGGGCAUUGUAUGUAUAUUACAUCGAUAAUUGGAUAUUGUAUUGGAUUACUAAUUUGUAUGCUUUCAUUAGUAAUAUACUAAUAAGCUCAACCAGCUUUGUUAUAUUUAGUUCCUAUCAUAUUGAUACCUGUGCUAAUAGUUAGUGUGAUAAGAAAACAGUUUUAUUCUUUGUGGAUUGGCUAAAUAUUUAGAUCUUAGAAAUCGGCUGGAGUUUAUGAAUUGUAAUAGAGUGAGUAAGUUUGA